This is a messenger RNA of Caenorhabditis sp. 36 PRJEB53466, 433 nucleotides long. Lineage: Eukaryota; Metazoa; Nematoda; Chromadorea; Rhabditida; Rhabditidae. The record is from the annotation of a GenBank genome assembly.
AUGAAUUCCCUCUUCUUCUUCUUCCUGUUUCUGACCGUCUUCUGCUCGGAAACACAUGCCGCGGAAGCCACGUUGACUGCCGGAGCGGCCACGAAACAGAGCCCCGGCAUAACUCUGAAGGCGUCCGUUGAUUCCAGCGGGCGUCUUCUCCAAACGGUACGUCUCUCCCCCACCUUUUCCAUUAAAACCUUCUCCAGACCACGUGGACCGUUCAAAUCGCCCAAUGCGAAGUCAUCUCUAGAACGGACGAUUCGAUCACCUCCCGUGCCACUCUCGUCAGCCUGACAAGCACGUGCAUCCACAGAAAUGUGUGAGUGCUUUCCGAAGUGCAAGAGCCCCGUGGACGUCCAUUUCCACUUUCAGUUGUCAAGUCCGCGGCCCGAUCGUCACUCCGAUUGCCUGCGACGACUUCCUGAAAAGACUAAAUGCCUAA